Aspergillus fijiensis CBS 313.89 is the source of this 2444-nucleotide messenger RNA. Its product is annotated as transcription factor IIF subunit TFG1. The transcript has 4 exons. The record is from RefSeq and is a predicted model, not a curated record. Gene Ontology annotation, cellular component: transcription factor TFIIF complex; nucleus. NCBI's taxonomy places the organism in Eukaryota, Fungi, Ascomycota, Eurotiomycetes, Eurotiales, Aspergillaceae. The coding region runs from base 213 to 2330 and encodes 705 amino acids. Gene Ontology annotation, biological process: transcription initiation at RNA polymerase II promoter; positive regulation of transcription elongation by RNA polymerase II. Gene Ontology annotation, molecular function: RNA polymerase II general transcription initiation factor activity; TFIIF-class transcription factor complex binding; DNA binding.
UUUCUACUCCAUUUUACAUUUCAUCUCACUCUUUACUCCAUUCUAAGGUUCAUCUUACUUUCUAUUCCUCUUGAGAUUCGUGCUGGUACAUCUGACCCAAGUAUCACAUUUGAAGUCCUUUACUCACCUUCGCAUCUAAGCAUCAUCAAUAUUGCUGGCUCAAUCGCCAUCAAGCCUGAAUAUCAAAGCCUGAACACCCGUCACAGGCUACCAUGACCCCUCCACCAAAUGAAACAGCCCCGCGAGCUCAAACAGGCGCAAAUGGACCUCAACCGAUGAGGAUUCGGCGACCAAAGGUGGCAGACCCUCUUGUACGACCGAAGCGAAGACCGAUAGCAAAGCCGUCUACUUUGACAUCUGCAAAUGGUGGCCUUAAGCUCCCUCAAUCCAAGCAAGCCACGCCUAGCACUUUGUCGACGGUCAGAUCCGAGAAACCAACCAGGGUGAACUCUGGAAAUGACUUCUCAAUAAAUGGGUUUAGUGGACCUUUGUUAACGGAAACAUUUGUUGAUUAUCCUAUCGUGACGACUAAACGAGCGAUAAGAGAAGGGCUGAAGCAUCACAUUGCCAGAUUCUCAAGUAAGAAAUCAGUCGACCCUCGGGACGAAGCCCAGUUCACUCGACCUGUGAGGCUUCAGCGUCGAGAUCCCCGGACACGUUCGCAUGAAACUACCGCUGAAAAAGGCUUGGGCAAUCAGCGCACAGGCUCCGAGUCCGCUAACCAGGGUGACGACGCUGACCGCGAGGAGUUGGAGGCUAGAAAGGCUGCCCGAGAGAAAGAACGUGCAGACAACAUGGCUCAAAUAGCCCCUUCCAUGGGCUCGGCGCCGAAAAGAGCAAACGCUCCCAAACAGAAGACGCAGCAAGUCUCUAGGACUGAUAUGACACCCGAAGAGAUUGCCAAAACACGCAUUAAGUAUGAAGAAGCGUUGCCGUGGCAUCUGGAAGAUUUCGACAACAAGAAUAUCUGGGUUGGCAAUUAUGAAGCUGCUCUUUCUGAAACCCAUGCAGUUUUUAUCGUCGAGAAUACGGGGCAGAUGAGGAUGGUUCCUGUAGAGAAAUGGUACAGGUUCAGUGCGAAGAACCAAUUCAAAGCCCUAACCAUCGAGGAAGCAGAAAGGUUCAUGGCGAAGAAGGUGAAGGACCCGAGAUGGUUCAUGGAGAAACAACAAGAAAUGGCUCAGCGGAAAGAACUGGAACAGUUUGCCAAACAGCAAAAAGUUUAUGCCGGGAAACAAGGUACCGCCGGCGGCGCCGAAGGGUUGGAAGCCGAUGACAUGGAUUUCGAAGAGGAUCGCUUUGCCGAUGAUGAAGAGCAUGACGACCUUUUCAACGAAGAUGAGGAAGCAAAGGCGGCUGAAAAGAGAAUUAAGCAAGAUCAGUUGAAGGCGAAUGUCUUCAACCUCAAAGAGGAAAAGGAUUACGAGGAUGAGGAAUUGAGAGAGAAGAAAGAGAGGGAAGCGCGUCGAGUACUCGGCAAAAAGGUACGGAAGGCACUUCAGAAAAGAGAGAAGAACUACGAUUACAGUAGUGGCUCGGACAUCAAUCCAUACUCGGACGAAGAGAGCUCCGAUGACAGCGAAGCCGAGCGGAUGAAGGAACAGGAGCGCAAGGCCGAGGAGGAGAAAGACAAGAAAGAGACUCUUUCCAAGGGCAAUACCACACCUUCUGGCCGAACAAAGCACACCGACGCUCUGAAGAAAGUAGCACCCCGAAAACGUCUGGGAUCUCCUUCAGAUGCGAGUGGCACCGAUACCUCUCGCAAGAAGGGUAAGAGCAAGUAUUCUUUCCAGGCCUCGCAGCCUACAUCUCUUUCCGUGUCUGGAACGCCCUCGGUGGCUCCUGUAAGCAAAAAACGUGUUCGCCAUAUGCAGCUUGGGGGAGCAGGUUCUGCAAGCGAUCUGGAGGGUGGCGCAGGAUCUGGUGGAGAGGUAGGGGAAAGUGGAAAAAUCAAGAAAUUGAAGCUCAACCCUUCCUCAAUGACACCACAAAGUGGUACGCCGCAAGGAUCUAGGGCAGGAAGCCCAGUUCCCUUGAGUAAUAGAGGCUUUUCCGGGAGUCGUGCGAGCAGUCCGGAGCCGUUGAGGGGUUCGACGCGCAUCUCUACGCCAGGGCCUUCAAGCAUCAGCCAAGGCUUCCCUACACCUGCUGAGAUUCAUGCCGCUAUUCCACCGACUGGAAUUCUAAGCAGCGAUUUGCUGAAGAUAUUCCGUCCUCGUAUUGGUGAAUCUAAGGAGAACCAUAGAAGAUUCAUAGCGAUUGUUAAAGAUGUCGGGGUGUAUGGAAAAGAGGACCGGCUCCUACGGCCCGGCAUUUUGAAGGAAAUUUAGCCUUCGAUGAUUCUUCACUCAACCCUGCCUACUACAAGCGUCAAUGACUCAAUUUAUGAAAUGCAAAGAAUAUUACCGUGAACAUAAUUCCCUUUCUUUCCAGAUGCUCAGAGC